AUGAAGGAGCGACUUGUGUGGAAUUUUCUGGUGAAGGUAACAAUAUCAAAUGUUGCAGCAAGUAUGGGACAGGGGGAGGAGCCAGAAGCCAGACCAGUCAAUGAAUACUGGAGGAGGCACAGAAACGGGAGCAGAAGAGAGAUGAGAGCAUUGUUGGCAAUAUAUUUUUGUUGUCAGUUUGAGUCUGGAGGGAUUGGAAGAUUGGGGGACCAGUCCAAGAGAAAGCAGAAAUGGACGCGCAUUGAUGAAGGUGUGAUCAAAUAUUGCGGUGGGAGAAGGGGUGAUGAAAGUCCACUAGAGGCAGCUGUAAAGGCAUGUGUAAAGAAAGAGGACAUGGUAGUAUCAGGGGCACUGACAAGAGCUUGGACCUUACGUGACAAUGUUGGCAGGUGGUGUGGGAGUGAUUAUGUAAGAAAUUGGGAUCUUCAAACAAGUAGCCGCAGUGGCUAUUACACCUACAAAUGUAUGUGGCAAUUGUUCCAAGGCAUGAAGGAGUACGAACAGGGAGCUUUGUCCAGUUUGGAGUAUGAGAGGACAACGUUGUGGGAACAAGAAGAGCAACCGGUGAUCCAGAUCUUUGGGGUCAUGGCUGUAGCCAUUGCUGUGAUUUUGAAGAUGGUGCUGACCAACGGGACCAUAUUUGUGGUGAAGAAGUCGAGAGGAUGGGACCAAGCCAACACGAUUGUAGAGCACCUUGUUGCAAUUCUGGAUUCUGCAGACAAAGUCCACCCUGAAAGCGUAGCAAGCAAACUGUAG
Molecule: messenger RNA, 756 nt
Organism: Phycomyces blakesleeanus NRRL 1555(-)
Lineage: Eukaryota; Fungi; Mucoromycota; Mucoromycetes; Mucorales; Phycomycetaceae
Exons: 3
Coding region: 1-756 (251 amino acids)
Source: RefSeq, a predicted model, not a curated record